Messenger RNA from Micromonas commoda, 1119 nucleotides. RefSeq lists its product with no specific name. Bases 1 to 1119 code for a protein of 372 amino acids. Gene Ontology annotation, molecular function: protein binding. Lineage: Eukaryota; Viridiplantae; Chlorophyta; Mamiellophyceae; Mamiellales; Mamiellaceae. The record is from RefSeq and is a predicted model, not a curated record. The transcript is spliced from 2 exons.
AUGGACUCAUCCGCCGAAGUCGUCAUCCGCACGACGUCUCCGGACGUCAAGGUGGACGCGAUGUGCGUCACGCGCACGGGCGAUGUCCUGUGCGUCGGGUCAAAGAUGGGCGGUCGCGUGUGGCACGGCGAAAUUCACCACGUGUCACCGCGCUCGGGCGUCGCGCGCGUCGCGACCGCCCGCGCGGGGCUCACCUCCGUCGCCAUCCUCGCCGACGGCACCGUCGUCGCCGGCAGCGACGCGGGUACGAUCGAGGCGUGGUCCCUCCUACCCGGUAACCUCCAGCCCAGGACGUUCCACCUCGCGGGCGGCGGCUCGCACGCCCACGACGCCGCGGUCACCGCGCUGGCGACGUGCGGCGGCGGCCCGGGGGGGGAGAUCCUGGUGUCCGCCGGCGGCGACGGCGCCAUCGUCGCGUGGGAACGACUCGACGAGACAAAUACUAUUCUCAAUAAUCUCAACAACGGCGAAUGGCGACACGCGUCCAAGGCGCGUCACGCGCACCUCGGACCGGUGCACGGCCUCGCCGCCUCCGCCGACGGCUCCAUGCUCGCGUCCGUCGGCGAGGACGGGUACGUCCGCGUGUGGAGCGCCCCGGUCGGUGCGCGCGGCUCCCUCGGGGACAACGACGCGUCAUCGCAAAAACACUCGAUGACGCCGCUGGCGGAGCGCGCGGGCGAGGACGUCCGCGCCGGUGUUGGCCGCGCGUUCUGCGUCGAGUGGUGCGAGAGCGUCGGCGCGAUCGCGGUGGGGUUCGAGAGCGGCGACGUGGCCUUUCUGGAAACGGAUGGAAUCCUUUCUGGAAUCCACCCGGAUGGCGGUGAAAACGGCGGCGCUGGCACGGCUGGCGGCGGCUCGGUCGCGCUGCGGACCCGCGGCGUCGUUCACGCGCACGCCGACGCCGUCCGAAGCCUCGCGUUUCACCCACCGUCGCGUCGUCUGGCGAGCUGCGGUGACGACGGGUUCGUUUGCGUCCACGUCGGGGAGCUUCCGGCGACGACGAGGUGGCGACCGCACGGCGGCGAAUACGCGAGGUCCGUGGUGUGGGGCGAGGACGGGUCAGCGCUGCGCAGCGGCGGGUGGGACGGGACGGUGAGGUCCGUGGAGGUGGGGAUCUGA